Messenger RNA from Parnassius apollo (apollo), 219 nucleotides. The record is from the annotation of a GenBank genome assembly. NCBI's taxonomy places the organism in Eukaryota, Metazoa, Arthropoda, Insecta, Lepidoptera, Papilionidae.
AUGUGUACGAUUCCUGAGCGACUCUCCGCUUCAGCUACACUAACGCACCCGUGGCUUAUACAAUCAGCUCUGUGUACCGAGCUUCAUGUUACCAAGACUAAGCUGAAGAGAUACGUUAUCAAGAAACGAUGGGCAAAGGCAGUUGCCGCCGUCAUUGCCCUGAAAAGAAUGGGCGCGAAGUUUGAAGAUGUUCAUGAAGAGAAAGCAGAAAAGGCGUAA